Messenger RNA from Dioscorea cayenensis subsp. rotundata (Guinea yam), 2463 nucleotides. RefSeq names its product protein DETOXIFICATION 42-like. The coding region runs from base 381 to 2090 and encodes 569 amino acids. Gene Ontology annotation, cellular component: membrane. The transcript has 14 exons. Gene Ontology annotation, molecular function: antiporter activity; xenobiotic transmembrane transporter activity. Gene Ontology annotation, biological process: transmembrane transport. The record is from RefSeq and is a predicted model, not a curated record. NCBI's taxonomy places the organism in Eukaryota, Viridiplantae, Streptophyta, Magnoliopsida, Dioscoreales, Dioscoreaceae.
GCAGCUCAUGGUGCAUAGGGAGGUUGUUAUAGGGAAGGCUUCUUUUUGGUGUAUGUUGCUGAUGCACUGCAGGGGCUGGAUAUUUUCACACAUGGGUUGUUGGUUGGUUGCCACAAUGGCUAUAGCUUCCAUAUUGUUGUUGUUGUUGUGAAGGUUCAUGGACUUCAUCUUUGUGUUUGGUCUAUAAUUUUGUUGGUUUCUGGGGUUCUUUGAUCUCGUGAAGGGUUAUGCAAUCGAAGAGUUCGGCCAAUGUGUUAUAUAUUUAGCUCCUAUAUGCUCUCUGCACAGUAACUUUAUGCCCAUAAGUGUUCCUUGUGAGCUUGUGUAAGGUGCGCCGUGUUUUGCUACUCAAGGAGUACUCUUUUUGAGGUUCUAAAGCAAUGGACUCAAAACCGACUGAAAAUGGUAAAGAAAUGGCUGUCAUAAAUCCUGCCGAGGAUACAAAGCAUACUCAACCAGAGGAUGAAAAUCACUUGUCUGAUGAUCCGGAGAAUGGAACAAAUUCUGAUGAGACAACGGAUCAGGAUUGUCCGUCACCAUUGAAACCAGCAUUCAGAAGAAAGUCUGGCUUACAUAUCUUCUUUAUGGACAUAAGGAAUGUCUUGAAGCUGGAUGAGAUUGGACUAGAGAUUGCAAGGAUUGCAGUGCCUGCAGCACUGGCUUUAGCAGCUGACCCACUUGCUUCUUUAGUUGACACAGCUUUCAUUGGUCGGUUAGGUCCUGUGGAGAUUGCAGCUGUAGGAGUUUCCAUUGCUAUUUUUAACCAAGUCUCAAAGGUUGCUAUAUAUCCGCUUGUUAGUGUAACAACAUCCUUUGUAGCUGAAGAAGAUGCUAUAUGCAACGAGAUCACAGUCAAAGAAGAAAACAAAGAUUUGGAAAAAGCUGCUGCUCCCAACAGUGAAACAAAAGAAUUGCCCGUCCCGAAUGAUUCUGAAAAGACUGGAUGCUACUCGUCUUGCUUUUCUAGUAAAUGUACAAACCCGUUUGGAACUGGACGUGAGAGAAGGUAUAUCCCAUCAGUGUCAUCAGCAUUGGUUGUUGGCGGGGUGCUCGGCCUUAUUCAGGCUAUAUUUCUUAUUUUAGCUGCCAAACUGGUCUUGAACAUCAUGGGUGUAAAAUCUGGUUCCCCCAUGUUAGCCCCAGCUUGUCGAUAUCUGACUUUGAGGUCUCUUGGUGCUCCCGCUGUUCUGUUGUCUUUAGCCAUGCAAGGUGUUUUUCGGGGCUUUAAGGACACAAAAACUCCUUUAUAUGCCACAGUGGCGGGAGAUUUGGCGAACAUCAUUUUGGAUCCGAUUUUGAUAUUUGUUCUCCGUAUGGGUGUUAGUGGGGCAGCCAUUGCCCAUGUUUUCUCUCAGUACCUUAUUACAUUCAUAUUACUUUGUAAACUAGUGAAACAAGUGGACGUUGUGCCCCCGAGUCUAAAAGCUUUGCAAUUUAGUCGAUUUCUUAGAUGUGGAUUUCUAUUGCUCGCAAGAGUUAUCGCGGUUACAUUCUGCGUCACACUGGCAGCUUCAUUAGCUGCGCAUCACGGACCGAUUCCAAUGGCCGCAUUCCAAAUCUCCCUGCAGCUUUGGUUGGCAACAUCUCUUCUGUCCGAUGGGCUUGCCGUUGCGGGACAGGCAAUCAUUGCCAGUUCAUUUGCUAAAGGAGAUUAUAACAAAGUCGUGGCUGCUACUUCUCGUGUAUUGCAGUUAAGCGUUGUUGUGGGAAUUGCCCUUGCUGUUUUGCUUGGAGUUGGCAUGGAGUUUGGGUCAGGAAUAUUUACAAAGGACCAAGAAGUUAUCAAACUAAUUCAUAAAGGCCUACCGUUUGUAGCUGCAACUCAACCUAUAAACUCGUUGGCUUUUGUUUUUGAUGGUGUCAACUUUGGAGCAUCUGACUACACCUACUCCGCGUAUUCAAUGGUAAUGGUUGCAAUUAUUAGCAUUCCAUCCUUGAUCUUUCUUUCAUCAUCUAGUUAUGCAUACAUUGGAAUAUGGACUGCUUUAACGAUCUACAUGAGCCUUCGAACAUUUGCCGGUGUAUGGAGGAUGGGAGCCGCAAGGGGUCCAUGGACUUUCCUUCGUCGAGGAUCAUCUUCCCAACGGUGAUAAUCUUUCCGUCUUAUGCAAUAAAUAACAACAUCGAACAUGUUGUGAAUUACUAGUCAAUGGUUGUCAUGGUUUUUAGCCAUAAUGCCGGUCUGUUAUUUAUAGGAAAAUAGUUAGUAUUGCUAAGAGAUGAAGCCUUGCAUGUUGUUAUAAUGUUUGGAUGAGCUUUGGAUGGAAGGAGAUGUUCCCCCCAUCAUUUGUUGUAUAAUAUGAAAGCCAUUCAAAUGUCAUUGCACAACAUUGAUUAGAGAAGAAGCAUUUCUAUAUUGUUUCCAUUUAGUGGCAUUUUCCUAGUGUUGUAUCUAUUUGAAAUUGUGUUGUUGGAUAUGUUUCUAUGUGUUGAAAUGAAAUAUAUUUGAGUGUCUUUUGUGCC